AUGUCGUCAAAUACUUACAACGAAAAUGAGAAUGAAGAGGACAUCUACCUCGACGAGGCGGACGCCGAAGAAAUCGUCGAAGGCGACGAGGACCACCCAAUGGACUCGGACGACGACAAUGAAGACCACGCAAUGCAAGAAGAAAUCACACUCCAAAACGAUUCCGUCGCGCAUUUCGAUUACCACACAGACUCUGUGUUUUGCAUUGCGCAACACCCUGUCCAUCAAUCAAUAGUAAUUACGGGUUCUGGUGACGAUACAGGUUACAUAGUCGAUACGACUCCCACGGAUGAGCGGCCGUUACUUCCACAAAGCUACGAGUCGAAUCCGCAACCGAAGACGGAGCGGAAAUCCUUGGAGCCGAUUAAGAAGUUGGAGGGACAUAAAGAUUCCGUGAAUGCGGUAGCGUUUACGAGUCCCAGGGGUGAAUAUGCGCUUACGGCUGGKCUCGAUGGACGAUUGCGCGUAUACAGAGAUACGACGGCACAAAAGACGGGGAUGAUGUGGGAGUUUGUCGCCGAGGCACAGGAAGUUGAAGAGAUCAAUUGGCUGGCUGUAGCUCCGGCUCAGGAGGGUCAGGAAGAUGGUCACAAUAUUGUUGCGAUUGGCGGUAAUGAUGGUAGUGCUUGGGUGUUCAAAAUUGAUCAUACGGAUGCCGCUCAGCCUAUUUCGAUUGUUCAGACCUUCUUUCAGCAUACCAUGGCUUGUACGGCGGGUGCAUGGACUCCUGACGGAAAGCUUUUGGCGACUGUUUCGGAGGAUGGCAGUUUCUAUGUGAAUGAUGUUUUCGGGCAAGCUGCUGCUGCGGGAUAUGCUUACUCUGCGGGCACAACCGCAGUUGUGGGACAUACGGCAGAAGAUCAGCGAUUCGCUGUUGAAGGUGGUCUAUACUCCAUUGCCAUAUCCCCUUCGGGUGCCAUUGCUGCUGUCGGUGGUGCCGAGGGUCAUAUCAAGGUGGUCGGUUUGCCUCGUUUGUCAGCGCCUGCUGCGAAGUCGAAAGGUAAAGCAGCACCUGCAGGUGGCGCACAAGCAACGGGCGCUGGCGCCCUUCUUGCCUCUUUGCAAGCACAGUCUGAUAGCGUUGAAAGCUUAUCGUUCUCUUCUCUGCCUCUGACAAUGCUCGCUUCUGGCUCUGUCGACGGAUCAAUCUGCCUAUUCGAUGUCGCGCAUCGAUUUGCAGUACGAAGACAUAUCCGUGAUGCUCAUGAAGGUGCUACAGUAGUCAAAGUCGAAUUCCUGCAGCAACCUUCUCAAGCUGGUACCCCUUUGACCCGUCCUGGCCUACCAGGACCGGCUACAAAUGCUGCAGGUCAAGGACGACCGUGGGUUCUUACCUCUGCUGGUUUGGAUGGCGUUGUGCGACGAUGGGAUGCUCGAGGCGGCACUGCAGCGGCAGGACAGGGUUUGCUUCAGGAAUGGAGAGGUCAUUUGGGAUUGGUCGAGACUGAAGGUGGGGAACAAUCUGGUGGUAUACUUGGGUUUGUGCAGGGACAUGCUGGAGGGAAGCGGGUUGUCACUGCAGGUGAUGACGGUGUCGUGCUUGUUUAUGAAGAAUAG
Messenger RNA from Talaromyces amestolkiae, 1557 nucleotides. RefSeq lists its product as uncharacterized. The record is from RefSeq and is a predicted model, not a curated record. The transcript has a single exon. The coding region runs from base 1 to 1557 and encodes 518 amino acids. Gene Ontology annotation, molecular function: protein binding. Lineage: Eukaryota; Fungi; Ascomycota; Eurotiomycetes; Eurotiales; Trichocomaceae.